Messenger RNA from Daldinia decipiens, 873 nucleotides. RefSeq lists its product as uncharacterized. The record is from RefSeq and is a predicted model, not a curated record. The transcript is spliced from 4 exons. Lineage: Eukaryota; Fungi; Ascomycota; Sordariomycetes; Xylariales; Hypoxylaceae. Bases 69 to 596 code for a protein of 175 amino acids.
AAAAACCUCGAAUUACCUAUAAUUCAUUCUUAGGUCGAGGGGCUGCGUGAGGUAGGUACCUAGGUUCCAUGGUUUUUAACAACGCCACACUUCAGAAAAUAAGCCCCGAUUCAGAGAUUCAAACUUCGUUACGGCGCAUAUCAAAACUAGUCGUCGAAGUAGAAGAACAUCAGCCCAUAAUGUUCGCAACUCUAGCACGAAGGAUGGCAGGAGGGCCUAUACCUCCCAGACUGAGGAAUACGACAACGGCACCUUUAGCAGAGGUAUAUAACACUCCAUACAAGCCUAAGAAGAUCUGGCCGCCAGAUUUCUCCAAGCUCUCCCAGAAGGAACAGUUCCGGUUCGAGCGGCGCUAUAAACGGAGGGUAAAGCUUGCGACUGCGCGGCCUCGGUGGGAUAAAUUUGUUCGAUUGGUGCAGCUGUUCAGCGUGACUUCUGUCCUGGUUUAUUCGGUCUUGUUCAUGGACUUGCAAACAGAGAGCCAGCCGUUCCAAGGGUUAAGGGACAGGUUCUGGGGCGUCCUCGACGCAUUCUCUCCCGCGCAGAGAGACGAAAGACGAACUCCCGAUAUAGCAGCCAUUACGAAUUCCAAGUAAAGCAAUAUCACCACUAUAUAUUAUAAAUCUCACAUCGCAUGGUUGGAGUUUGGGGAUGGUGGUUAGGAAUGCAAUACCCACUCGAUGUCAUUUGUACCCCGUAUAAAGUCGGGAUAUUCUAUUAAAAUGCUUGUCCCAACCCGUAAACCUAUAAAACUCCAGACACCGCGUCUAUGCAUACGUAUUGUACGAGAAUCACCUGCCGGGCCAUACGAAAUGCCCUCCCACGCCCAGUCCGGCGCCCAGUCCCGUGCCCCUAGACUCGUUGACCGGUCGC